AUGAGAGCUGACCCUGACACAGAUGAUCUCCUUGACUUGUCUACUUCCGUGGGCUCUAGGUUCAAAGGCCGAUACAUCAGACCAGAGAAGGUGGGGGGCAUUCAAAUGAGAGCUGUGUCUGAGAUCAUGGAUGAGGACCAGGGCCAAUCACAGAAAGGGCCUUCUGAGGGAGCAGCAGACCAAGGUGCUAAAGGAGGAGCUGUCAGUGGACCACCUAUGCCACUGAGCAUGAAGAAGCAAUUUCAUGGGCACGCAGGUUCGGGACACUUUGGGGUAACUAAGACACUGCGGCGGUUGCGUGCUCGGUUCUACUGGCCGGGUUGUCAUACUGAUAGCGAACUUUUUGUUCACAGAUGCGAUGUCUGCACGGCAAAGAAGGGCCCUACCCAGCGCUCACGAGCACCCUUGCAAGACUUUCGGGUGGGGGCGCCCAUGGAACGUAUGGGCGUGGACAUUCUGGGGCCGUUUCCCAUCUCUGAUCGCGGGAAUCGUUAUGUGCUGGUGGCCAUGGAUUAUUUCACGAAGUGGCCGGAGGCGUUCGCUGUUCCAGAUCAGAGCGCUUCCACCACGGCUCGAGUGCUGGUGGAUGAGGUGUUCAGCCGAUUCGAAGCCCCGGAGCAGUUGCACAGCGACCAGGGGCGUAACUUCGAGGCGGAGGUGUUUGCGGCGGUGUGCGAGCGCCUCGGAGUGAAAAAGACCCGCACCACGCCCCUGCAUCCACAAAGUGACGGCCUCGUGGAACGGUUCAACCGAACACUCACCACCCAACUCGCCGUGCUUACCAGCGACCGGCAAAAAGAUUGGGACGAGCAUUUGCCUCUCGUGCUUUGGGCGUAUCGUACAGCGGUGCAGGAGUACUCGCAACUGACGCCAGCUGCGUUGAUGUUCGGUCGCGAGUUGCGCACGCCUGUGGAUCUAGUGUUCGGGUCCCCUCCACAAGUGGAUUUACCCACGAAACCAGGUGUGGAGUAUUUUUGUUCAUUAAAAGACAAACUGUUCCGUGUCCACGAAUUGGCGCGUAGACACUUGGCGGACGCCGGGGUUAAGCAGCGCCGUGUGUACGAUACGCACAGCCGGGGGCGAGACUUUGCUGCUGGGGAGCAAGUUUGGGUGUAUUCCCCCGGAAGGAAAAGGGGGCUCUCACCUAAGCUUAUGUCGCACUGGGUGGGCCCCUGCACGGUCGUCGCACAGCUCUCUGACGUGGUCUACCGGGUGCGGUUGGCGGGGCGGUCGCGACUGGUCGUGCUCCACCGGGAUCGUCUGGCUCCUUAUCAGCCCCACGCCAGGGCAUCGGCGGAUGCUGUGGAGGCCAGUCCGCCUUAG
Messenger RNA from Clarias gariepinus (North African catfish), 1323 nucleotides. Its product is annotated as retrovirus-related Pol polyprotein from transposon 412. Gene Ontology annotation, molecular function: nucleic acid binding. The coding region runs from base 1 to 1323 and encodes 440 amino acids. Gene Ontology annotation, biological process: DNA integration. The record is from RefSeq and is a predicted model, not a curated record. Lineage: Eukaryota; Metazoa; Chordata; Actinopteri; Siluriformes; Clariidae. The transcript is spliced from 2 exons.